AUGGCAGGAGACGCAGAAGACCGCGCCGCGCUCGUCAACCGACAGCUCCCAGAGAUGACACUGUCGACAGCAGACAACCCUCUUACAGCGCCUAGACCACCACCAGAGAGCCUCUCCACCGCAGAGAGAGCGCAGUAUAGGUUCCAGGUCAAGGGCAAUGCGAUCAUAACCGGCGGCGCCGGCACCCUCGCCCUCGAGGCCGCAGCCGCCCUCCUCGAACACGGCGCUACGGGCCUUGCUCUCUGGGACAUGAACCCGGACCAAGCCUUCGAAAGCGUCAAGAAACUGCACUCACGGUUCCCUUCCGCGCGCAUCAUAACGGAAGCCGUCGAUGUACGCGACGAGAAAGCCAUCGCUUCAGCCGUAGAAAGCAGCGUAAAGGUGCUGGGCAGCAUAGACAUGCUCUGCUGUUUCGCCGGCGUGGUAGGCUGCACACACGCGAUUGAGAUGGCGGCAGAUGAAUGGAGGCGCACCCACGAUAUCAAUCUCACUGGCUCUUUCCUCUGCGCGCAAGCUGUCGCAAAGCAGUUUCGUGCGCAGGGGACGGGGGAGAUGUCCCUCAUGUGCAAGGACAUCAUGAUUCAGGAAUGA
Messenger RNA from Alternaria conjuncta, 591 nucleotides. RefSeq lists its product as uncharacterized. The transcript is spliced from 3 exons. Gene Ontology annotation, cellular component: intracellular anatomical structure. The record is from RefSeq and is a predicted model, not a curated record. Gene Ontology annotation, molecular function: 2,3-dihydro-2,3-dihydroxybenzoate dehydrogenase activity; oxidoreductase activity, acting on NAD(P)H, oxygen as acceptor. The coding region runs from base 1 to 591 and encodes 196 amino acids. NCBI's taxonomy places the organism in Eukaryota, Fungi, Ascomycota, Dothideomycetes, Pleosporales, Pleosporaceae. Gene Ontology annotation, biological process: siderophore biosynthetic process.